Messenger RNA from Fundulus heteroclitus (mummichog), 1947 nucleotides. RefSeq names its product integrator complex subunit 12 (gene ints12). Gene Ontology annotation, cellular component: integrator complex. Gene Ontology annotation, biological process: snRNA 3'-end processing. The record is from RefSeq and is a predicted model, not a curated record. Lineage: Eukaryota; Metazoa; Chordata; Actinopteri; Cyprinodontiformes; Fundulidae. The coding region runs from base 308 to 1705 and encodes 465 amino acids. The transcript has 8 exons.
UUCCUCUGCGCCGAAGCUGACACGUCUCCACAGCGCCCUCUGCCGUCUGCAACGUGUAGUACAGAAAACGCGAAAUGUGUUUAAAACGCGCUAUGGCAACAAAGGUUUUGUUUGUGUUUUUUAAGAAUGCGUUUCAAAACGGGGAACUCAUGUAGAUUUAUUCACACAAAAUGUUGUUUUUUAUGAUUGUGCCAUACAACAAACGAAAACUGAAACAUUAAGUGUCACAGAUCAUUCAGUGUAUGAGAAAUCAAGGUUUCAGAGUCUAAAGAAGGAGUAGAGAGACCCACAAUCCAAGCUGUCAAGUAUGAAGUUUGCAAAGCCAAGGACGAUUCGAGGAACCAUGUCAUCUGCAGCCAUGGCUGGCCCGGUCAGCUUGGAGCUGGAUCCGAUCUUCCUGAAGGGACUGAGCUACCUGCACUCAAAGAGCAAAGAUUCAGCAGAGAAGCUCAAAGCUCUGCUCGACGAGUCCAUGGCGAGAGGAAGUGACUCGUCCUACCGCUCCCUGCAGAAAGAGGUGGAGGUGUCGAAGGUUUCCAUGUCGAAGCUCAGCUUGAGUAAGCAAGAGUCCAAGUCAUCGGGUUCCUCCUCUACCAGCAGCAGCACAAGCAGCAAAUCCAGCUCAGAGAAAAGCAAGAAGGACGUGGAGAAAAGGCCGUUAGAGAAGCAGGUCAGGGUUGACCUCAGUGAAGUGGAACCCCCGAAAAAGCCUCGUUUGGAGAAGCAGGAGAGUCGCUCUUCUCCCAUCACGGUUCAGACGAGCAAAGACCUGCUGCCAAACAUCAGCGACUACGAUGAGACCAACGCUGAUGACUUUGCCAUGGAGAUGGGCCUGGCCUGUGUGGUUUGCAGACAGAUGACUGUGACCAUGGGAAACCAGUUGGUGGAGUGCCAGGAGUGUCAUAAUCUCUACCACCAAGAGUGUCAUAGGCCCCAAGUGACGGAUAAAGAAGUAAACGACCCCCGACUCGUGUGGUACUGCGCUCGCUGCACCAGGCAAAUGAAACGCAUGGCCCAGAAACCUCCACAGAAACCGUCCCCUGCCUCUGCGUCAUCCGCGCCCGUAGUAAAAGACACCGUGGUGAAGAAGACGGACCCCAAACUAAAGACCGACACGACCAGCACCUUCCAAGCUUUCAAAAGAACAGAAGUCAAGCCUCCUGCCACGUUAGCCAACCCCACCAGCAGCAGCUCCUCCUCCCCAGGCAGCGGUCUCACCGGCUGGGCCGCAUUUGGUGCCAAAACAAACCCGUCUGUUCCCACUACCUCCAAACUGGCCUCCUCCGGCCCGAGUGGGAGCAGCAAGACCCUGACGGCUCCUUCGGGUCAGAAACCAGUGGGGUUGUCGGGUCUAGCAGGAGCCAAGUCGGGACUCGGGGGUGCGAAGGUUACCGGGAGCAGCAACGGAAACGGCUCCGGCCAGGCGACUCUGAAACCUCCCCCGCCUCUGACGCUCGGUAAGCAGGCGCUUAACCGCUCAUCUAGCGGCGAGAGCCAAGGGAAAGGCUCCGCCUCACCUGGAGCAGGCUCACCGAGCGGCUCCCAGGCAGCGGCUGGGGGGAACGGAGGGAGCAACGGAGGAGGAAACGGGAACAAUGGGAACGGCUCAAAGGGCGCACCGACCUCUCAAGAGUCCCAGGCUAACGCCAUGAAACGCCUGCAGAUCUUUAAGAAGAAAGCGGCUCAGAAGAAGCUGAAGAAAUGAGUCGAGGUUUAGAGAAACGGACAUGGAGGACAGAGGGAGAUGUGAGGGAGUAGAAAGUGAAACGUGUGAUAUUGGCGCUUUUUUUUUUUUUCUGCACAAGGAGCAACCACCAUCCAGUCACAUGCUCGAACUUUACUGUGUGUCAAUGCUGCUGUGUGCCUCUUCUGUCCUAGCAAACCUAACCAAUGAGCAAAGUGUCACUUUUUGGACAAACCGGUAAAUAAAUCAUCUCUUCUCACAAA